Moesziomyces antarcticus is the source of this 459-nucleotide messenger RNA. RefSeq lists its product as uncharacterized. Lineage: Eukaryota; Fungi; Basidiomycota; Ustilaginomycetes; Ustilaginales; Ustilaginaceae. The transcript has a single exon. The coding region runs from base 1 to 459 and encodes 152 amino acids. The record is from RefSeq and is a predicted model, not a curated record.
AUGGACUCGACAUCGUCAUCGUCCGGGUCAAGAGGCUGGUCCGGUCCGUCUCGUGGUCACAGGCCGACUGGAGGUGGCGGUGGUGGAGGCCGUGGCGGUCGUGGCGGCCGCGGAGGAGGUAGAGGUAGAGGUAGAGGCGGAGGUUGGGGUGGCCAGCAUAGGGAGGGUAGGCAAGCAGCCACGCCGAACAACUCGAGCAACGAUCCUCAGCUUGCACCUGGCCAGCCCCAUCCAGGCUUCUUCCACGAGUCGUUCGUCGGCAACCCUUGGUACGAUCUCGAAGAGAAGCUCGGCAUUCCACACAUGACCGCCGUCAGCCCGAACCAGAUCCCAGCAUCGCAGCAAGACGAUGCGGUCGAGUCAUCCACCACCAUCGAUGCGCAGGACGAGGCUCGAGCGCAAAGCAGCGUCACAGAUCAAGCGUCAAGCACCGUCGAUGCUCAACCCGCACCAGAGUGA